This is a messenger RNA of Oncorhynchus tshawytscha (Chinook salmon), 4529 nucleotides long. RefSeq names its product single-stranded DNA-binding protein 3. Gene Ontology annotation, molecular function: protein binding; single-stranded DNA binding. The record is from RefSeq and is a predicted model, not a curated record. The transcript is spliced from 18 exons. Gene Ontology annotation, biological process: positive regulation of transcription by RNA polymerase II. Gene Ontology annotation, cellular component: nucleus. NCBI's taxonomy places the organism in Eukaryota, Metazoa, Chordata, Actinopteri, Salmoniformes, Salmonidae. The coding region runs from base 242 to 1501 and encodes 419 amino acids.
UGGAACAGCGACUGAAAAAAAAAGAUCACCAACAGACGGUUUCAAGCUCCCCGCGACGGCAGCAGCCCCUGUUCGGAUCGGCAAUGUUGAGGAUGGAUGUAGCCUGCUAGAAAAAAAGACACCGGGGCACAGUGAGAGAGAGAACACUACUGCUGUGUAGCUAUGGAGAUCGUACGUGGUCGCUUUCUUUGACAGGUGUCGGAACCGGACUGAAUAAAAAGUAUCGAAACCAGCUUCAAGGAUGUACGCCAAGGGGAAAGGUGCUGUUGUGCCCUCAGAUAACCAAGCAAGAGAAAAGUUAGCGCUGUACGUAUAUGAGUACCUGCUGCAUGUAGGAGCACAGAAGUCUGCACAGACCUUCUUGUCAGAGAUACGAUGGGAAAAGAAUAUUACGUUAGGGGAGCCUCCUGGAUUCCUGCACUCGUGGUGGUGUGUAUUCUGGGAUUUGUAUUGCGCUGCGCCGGACAGACGGGAGAACUGCGAACACUCCAGCGAGGCCAAGGCCUUCCAUGAUUACAGUGCGGCAGCAGCCCCCAGUCCUGUGAUGGGGAAUAUGCCUCCUAAUGAUGGUAUGCCAGGAGGACCCAUGCCGCCUGGAUUCUUCCAGGGUCCGCCAGGCUCCCAGCAGUCUCCUCACGCACAGCCCCCCCACGGCAUGGGACCACACGGACAGCCUUUCAUGUCGCCACGGUUUCCAGGUGGACCCCGCCCCUCUCUCCGAAUGCCAAAUCAGCCUCCCGGGGGAAUCCCUGGUUCUCAGCCUCUCCUGCCAAACAGCAUGGACCCCACCAGACCACAAGGACAUCCUAAUAUGGGCGGGCCAAUGAGAAUGAACGCUCCACGAGGAAUGGGGCCCAUGGGUCCACAGAACUACGGGGGUAUGAGACCCCCUCCUAACUCCAUGGGUGGUCCUAUGCCUGGGAUGAACAUGGGACCUGGUGGUAGAGGACCGUGGCCUGGUCCCAAUGCGAACUCAAUACAAUACUCCUCCUCAUCUCCCGGCCACUAUGUGGGUCCUCCAGGAGGAGGGGGGCCGCCCGGAACUCCCAUCAUGCCCAGCCCAGGUGACUCCAACAACUCCAGUGAAAACAUCUACACUAUGAUGAACCCUAUAGGACCAGGAGGAAACAGACCCAACUUCCCUAUGGGCCCGGGGCCUGAUGGACCGAUGGGAACUAUGGGAGCCAUGGAACCUCACCACAUGAACGGCUCUCUAGGCUCUGGGGACAUGGACGGGUUGCCAAAGAACUCUCCUAACAUGGGGGGUAUGAGCAACCCUCCCGGGACGCCGCGGGACGAUGGAGAGAUGGGUGGAAACUUCCUCAACCCAUUCCAAAGUGAAAGUGCUUCUAGGACAGCCCUGGGGCAUGCUGGGCCUCUAGUGAAGGCGGAGCUUCCCGACGCUGUCUGUGGCCUAGACAGGAAACAGAGACACAGGAAGUCCCUACUCUCUAACCCUGCCCCCUGCCUCUCUGACUUCUUGUCAGGGUCUGGACAAUGAGAGAGGGGAUGAUGGAGAGACUGGAUAACAUGGACACCCUUCAGGACACAGCAUGGUAGGGUUCUGUCAGUAACUGUCUGGAAGCUCGACAAACAUUUACAUUGGCAUUCACUUUUAUUUUGAUGUUUUUAUUGUUUCUAAUGGAAUUGAUUGUUUCUAAUGGAUACAGGGAACGAAUCUCGAAUGAUCCCCUUCUCCCUAUGUAGUGCACUGCUUUAGAGGAAUAGGGUGUCAUUUGAGACGUAGACAUGGAAGUGUCGUCUAGCCCCCCCCCCCCCUCGUUCACUCUGUGUAUACAUUUAAAAAACAAGUGUUGUGAUGUUUUCCAUUACUCUGUAUGUAAUGUAUUAUUGCUAUUCUUUUAUAAUAUUUUAUUGUUAUGAUUUAAUAAUAUUAUGAUUCUGUUUAUUUUAAAAUGUAGUUUUUUUGUUGUUGUUGAAAGGGCAUGCACCCACUGAUGACCUCUUCGUUAGUAACGUCACAGGACGGUGAACCUUCACUAGUCUCCUUAAGGAAAACCCACAGGAUAUACACAAUCUACUGCCCAGUCAGAACAGCACCUUGGUCCAUCAUGGUACUUUAAAUUGUAAUGUCCCUCUCCAUCCCCCCCGAGAAGGCGUUUUCUCUGUAGUAGAGUAAGUGACCCUGAACAUGCAGAGGAUGCACAGUUGUAUUUAUUUGUUUAAUCUUCCUUUGAGACAGAACAGGUUGACAAUAAGUCUUAUCUGCACACUCCGGAAUCACUCUGCACCAAUCAGCAUCCACCUAGAGGAAGACAUCUUGUAAGUGUCUGGUUUUUAUUUUUUUUAAAUUACCCAGAGGGCAGUUCUUCUGACCUUCUGUGAAAUUAUUCUGCUUGGAUGCUUAAAGGACUCUUGUAACAGAGCUGAGCCAAUCAGGAGGUGGUGUGGCAAUUGCCAUGGUAACUGGCAAGACCCCCCAAGAGGACAACAUUUGUCCUUACUCACACACUCGGCCUACCUACACCCUCCCCCUCCCCAACCGCCUCUCUCCUUUUGUGACGUCUCCAUCUGUCUUUGGUUUGUUUUGUAAAUACUGUAAAGUGAAUUUUGAUAUCAUGACAUGACAUUUUGAUAUUUCCGUCACAACCGAUGACCUGCGAAAUGAGUUGAUUCAGACCAACUUGGUUUGAAAAGAGACCGUGUGUGUUUUUACAGUACCUCACUGUUCAACUCAGACACAACUAGAGCCAGGAGGGACCCUCUUUAUUGGAUCAUUAUGUAGUUAGGAACUACAACUAACGUUAGAGUCCAGAGUGUUUCCUGGCCAGGUCAAGCUGUUAGGGAAAUCUCCUGUCUCUCAUAACGAUAGAUGAAAAGAAAAUGAUUGUUUUCUAUUAAGGAUUUUUCUGUAUUUGAAUUGAGAAAAGAUGUUAAAUCACAGGUUCUUAAUGAUAUGGAGAGAGUUAGGGGGGGGGGGCUUCUGGUGUAGUUUGAGAUACUGCUGUAUAGAUUCAACUCUGAACCAUAUUCACUAAGGGCAAAUCGGAAAUGCACCCAAUUCCCUAUAUAGUGCACUACUGAAGCCAAAAGUAGUGCACUACAUAGGGAAAUUGGGUGCCAUUUGGAAUGUGCCCUAGUUUGCACCAGUGCAAAGUGUUUUUAUUGUUGGAAGAGGAUAAUUAUUGGAAAACGAACCGUGAAACUGUUUAGUUUUUAAAAUGUGAGAUAUAUUUACUUACCAUAACUAGGGCUAGGAGUGUUUUAUGUGCCCUUGUCAGUGGAGGCUGCUGAGGGGAGGAUGGCUCAUAAUGUCUGGACUGGAGCGUGGAACCAUGUUUGUAUGUAACAUUUCACUGAUUCGGGCUCCAGCCAUUAGCACAAGCCUCCGUCCCCAAUUAAGGUGCACUGACCUCCUGUGGUCCUUGUCAUUUCAUGUGCUCUGGAAAAACUCAUGACCUUCUUUUGACCUUUCCACUCUGCCCAUACGGAAGGGGAUGCCUCUAUCUGUGACCGCAUGGGCAGUGCCAUUGAGGCUACAACCCAUAGGAACCCCCAUCCGGUUGACUACUUUAGUAUGGCGGAAGCCCUCAAUGGAGCUGCCCAUGCUAAAAUGGCAUUUUGGCCACAAUUAUUCUCUAUGACUCUACCUUUUUUCAAGUUGUUUCCUGACUGUGACCUGUUCAGGGAAACCCUCCUGGCCCUAGUGGUGUCAAACUCUGCACCGGUGCAAACGCCUCUCCUGUAUGAAAAAUCUACGUUUGUCACAUUGUUGGUCAUUUCUGUCUUUCUGUGGUGACGUAUAAUACUGUUUCAUUCUGGGUUGAAAGGAGGGGACAGUGGGUGAGGACACAUUUGACUGUUCCUUGGGUUUGUCCAUCUCUCUAGUCUAAAGUAGCGUCCUCCUCCUCCCUUCACCUGCACUGACGUGGAAGAUGGAUCUGUGCAGACGAAGGAGAUGACGUGAGGAGAGGAAGCCACUUUAAAUUUGAGCUGCAGGCCAUGUUUUUCUCUGACGACAAAGCAGCAUUGGAUACGAGGCAGUUACAAUGAUCCUGUGUUUUUUAAAUUCUGUUAACCCCUUUUUAGAUUGGGUGCCACCUUGAUUUGAAGAUCCAACUGAAAGAACUUUGCCCCAUCUCUUGCAGUGCUGUGUAAUAUAAAUGAUCCCAUGACAUUUGGUUGGAAUAUUGCCAUAUUCAGGUUCUUUUCGAAAGCAGCGGGAACAUAAUCUAAGGGGCCAACAUGGUAUCAUGCCAAUCUGGAUUAAACAUGGUGACGAACUGCUUCCUGGGUUUGCUUUGUAUUUCCUGAUAGGCUAGUUUCUACUCCUAAAUGUCUUGUGUAGUAAUAAAACGUUUCCUAUUUGUACGUUUUCUUUGUUGUAAUAAAGUUUCUUUAGAGACUUGAUAAAGUUGCUUAUUGGGAGAAAAAAAAAGGGGGAGAUCUUGCAUCAACAAUAAAUGUCAGUUGUUUUGGGUUUUUCACUGAGUCAUCUGUUUUUUUUCACCCCUGUGUCCUUCUCGUUGUUGUAGAUGCAUCAAAAAACAAAUAAAGUGAAUUCACUA